AUGGAGACUAGACAUAGAAUUUGGUGGACACCUUGUGCGGCGCAUUGCAUUGAUCUAAUGUUGGAGGAUAUUGCAAAGUUGAAGAUUUUUUCUGACACAAUUGAGCAUGCUAAGAUGGUUGUGAAGUUCCUUUAUGGUCAUGAGACUAUACUUUCUUUAAUGAGAAAGUAUACAAACGGUAAAGAAAUUCUCCGUCCCGUUGUUACUCGCUUUGCUACUUCAUUUCUCACUCUUCAGAGUAUGUAUAAGGUUAAAAGGCCACUUGAACAAAUGUUUGCUUCCGAAGAUUGGGUUAGUUCACCACUAUCUCAAACAACUCAGGGGAAGGUCGUGAAGAGAAUUGUUAUUAACGAUCCCAACUUUUGGCCACAUGUUGCAUUUUGUGUUAAGAGUGUUGUUCCUCUUGUAAGUGUGUUAAGGGAAGUUGAUUCGGAGGAGAGAUCGGCCAUGGGAUAUAUUUAUGAACUUAUGGAUAAGGCAAAAGAGACAAUAAAAUUUAAUUGUGGGGGAGUUGACAGAAAAUACAAACCCAUUUGGAAAAAAAUUGAUUCACGAUGGACUCCACAACUUCAUCAUCCUCUACACGCGGCCGAGUACUAUUUGAAUCCGCAAUUGCGUUAUGAAGAAAGAUUUUCUUAUUGUGAUGAAGUUAGAGAUGGAUUGUAUACUUGCAUGGAUAGGAUGUUGUCUUCUGAUGAUCGUCUUAAAGCAGACAUCCAAUUGGACUUAUAUAAUAAAGCUGAAGGAGAAUUUGGAACUCCAAUAGCAAAACGAACAAGAAUGUUGCGAACUCCGGUGCUUCGGGAUGUGAAAGAAAUUGGAGCACUUUUGAAUCGGUGA
Molecule: messenger RNA, 840 nt
Organism: Zingiber officinale
Lineage: Eukaryota; Viridiplantae; Streptophyta; Magnoliopsida; Zingiberales; Zingiberaceae
Exons: 2
Coding region: 1-840 (279 amino acids)
Source: RefSeq, a predicted model, not a curated record